UGCCUUACAGCUACAGUAACUUCGCAUGGGUGAGAUCAAAGACAUGACACUCGAAUUGAAACAGCGCCAAUUUAGAAAUGGAACUGUGGAAAAUGUUAAGACGACUGCAUUAGUCCUUCAGGCCUUAUCUGCUUCAGAAACGGAGGACGACAAUGAAAAUUUCGACAAAGAAAAAGCCAUGAAACAGCUUCUUGCAAGUCAGGAAUCGGAUGGUUCCUUUGGAAAUGUUGUGAACACUUACUAUGUUCUACCACUUCUUAAUAACAGAAGUUUGGUGAAUAUCAGCAACAAGCAUUGCCAAGAUUUCGAAAUGGAUGAGAAAAGAAGCCUCUGGAAUUUAGUGAAUCAACCUGGCCCAAAAUGGCACAUUCAGUAUUCUAUUUGGAUAGGAGAAAAUAGGGACUUGGAAAGGAAUCUCGGGCUGAGGGUGCCGACCAACAUCUCCCUCUACGCCAUUAUGGAAACGGCAGCUGAAGUAGAUUCCAAAUUCAGUUUCCAGUACAAUGUGAGAAAUAAAAAGCCCUACAUCUUCUCGCUAUACGUUUUGCAGGAUGAUCCCGAAAAACAAAAGUACUGGCUUCCCUUUUUCGUAAAAAAAGAAAACGAUGAAAUCAAGUAUCUUCCAAUUACAAAGAGUCCAGCGGAUGUCAUCCCGCAAAACAACGACCAUUUUGUUAUGUGGUACAAAUGAGAUUCGUGGAUUUAAAAAUAGGAAUGAAAAUAACAUGUUACUAUUUUAACCACUGUACGCGUCAAAGCUAUUUUUUAUUACUACCUGGAUUCUUAUAUUUUCUCACUUUUAGUUACAGUUUGAUGUCAAUAUUUUGCCGUAAGAUACAAUAAAGUAAUAAAAGUGAAAAUAUCACUGGUUUAGAAUUUA
This is a messenger RNA of Stegodyphus dumicola, 880 nucleotides long. RefSeq lists its product as uncharacterized. Gene Ontology annotation, molecular function: protein binding; cobalamin binding. Gene Ontology annotation, biological process: cobalamin transport. The record is from RefSeq and is a predicted model, not a curated record. Lineage: Eukaryota; Metazoa; Arthropoda; Arachnida; Araneae; Eresidae.